This is a messenger RNA of Bactrocera oleae (olive fruit fly), 1548 nucleotides long. Lineage: Eukaryota; Metazoa; Arthropoda; Insecta; Diptera; Tephritidae. The record is from RefSeq and is a predicted model, not a curated record.
UAUAUUUUAUAAGGUCUCCGACGUUUCCUUCUGGGUGUUACAAACUUCGUGGCAAACUCAAUAUACCCUGCUCAGACGAUAGUGAAAUAAAUGAAACAAAACUUAAAAGUAACUACCUAUAAUUGGCAACAACGUCAGAAUGUUUUUAUUCGCCAUUCACAUCGACAACCCUAAUAGCAAGCAAAACAAUGAAAACGUGAGGUUAGUUUCGAUUACUUUAUUUUGUGGUUUUAAAAGAGGUUUAGAAGUUAAAACAUGAGAGUGAUUUUAAUGUAAGGUAAAUUCAACAUUGACAUAACAGAAAAAAUGGCAGGUCGAGGACGUGGUAAAACUGGCUCACUUACUCAAGAACAAUUGCAGACUUUAGGUUGUAUAGGCAAGGAUAUUCCACAAGUGCAGACGGCACCUCCGCCUACAUUUCCUCCACUUAUGUCUAAGCCGGUUAAACUUGAGACUACAGCGUCACAAAAUUAUCAAAUACUUUGGAGGGAAGCAUAUCUUAAUCAUAUGCGCGAUUCCCCCUAUUUCCUUGCCCCUAAAAUUCCAAAUGCAAAUAGUACUUUACAAAGCUAUUCUGACCAAUGGGCGACCGCGGUUGAAAAUGCUAAAACGAAAACUAAAGCAGAUUUUAUUUGGCAAAUGAUGCCAACUGAAUUACACAUUACACAGAAAAAACGUCGUGUUGUAGGAGGAGAUAAAAUUGUUUCCAAAAAGCCUAGAAAUAUUGAUGAUCGCCUAAAAGUUCUGGAGGAAAAAGAGCGCAAUGAAGACGAAAAAGAUAUCACAAAAGCUUCAUCAGAUUCAGAACACGAAGAGGAGGAAGAACCACCCGCAGACGAAGAGAUGGAUGAUGAAAACGAUUAUGGUAACAGUUAUUUCGACAAUGGUGAAUCAUAUAAUGAAGAAGAUGACAAUCUUGAUGAUGGUCCUGUUUAUUAAACAACUCCUCGUCGGUUACUUUAGACUUAUUUUAAUGCACACCUAUAAUAACCCACAUACUAUAUGGAAUUAAGGAUAUCCAAUUGUCUAGUCAAGCGACUCUGGUGCUUUGCUAUUGAACUCGAUAACUCCUGAUGUCUUCACCUGAUAUAAAAAAGAUAAGUUUAUGCUUCCCAAAUAUAUUGUGUCUACUUACGAAACCAAUAGUGCCCGCUAAGAAAAGAAGUCCACCGAGUAACCACGCAUUGUACUUGGUGUUCUGGCGUGAGUAGUGUUCCUGCCAAUCACCAGCUGGCACGGGCAGAUCAUUCAAUGUACUAUGUUGAUGGUGACCACCAUGGUAUGCUGCGCGCGACAGAGCUCCGGCUAAAAUAAUAUAUUGAAAUAACUCAUUUACUUCGCUAAGAUUUGUUCAGGGAAAUACUUUUCCACUGAUGUAAAAUUUGAGGAAAAGGUUAUGUAAUGACCACUAGGGUUAUUAGAAAUUGAAUUUUUGUUAAAAUAUAUAUUACCGUUUUUAACCAAGAGGCCUUGUUUCAAAAUGUGUUGCACCAACAUAUUUGUAGGCUGAUUUAUUCCUGUUGAAAUAUAAAUAUUAUUAUGUCUAAA